AAGAAGAAGAGGAGGAGAAGAUUGGGAAAUGUGUUAAUCAUGGAGACCAUGUUGAGACAUUCUCUACAUCCAGAGAGCAUCAGCAGGAAGAUCACAGAGCAAAGAUGUCUCACCACUGCCCACAUUGUGAGGAGAUUUUCCCAAUUCUAUCAAAGCUAAAAAUACACCUAAAAAUACACACAGGAGAGAAGCCUUACUCAUGUUCUGAAUGUGGAAAAUGCUUCAAAACAUCAACUGAACUAAAAGUUCAUCAGAGAACACACACAGGAGAGAAGCCUUACUCCUGCUCUGAAUGUGGAAAAUGCUUCAAAACAUCAACUGAACUAAAAGUUCAUCAGAGAACACACACAGGAGAGAAGCCUUACUCCUGCUCUGAAUGUGGAAAAUGCUUCAAAAGAUCAACUGCACUAAAAAUUCAUCAGACAAAACACACAGGAGAGAAGCCUUACUCCUGCUCUGACUGUGGAAAGAGAUUCUCUCACCUGGGAAACUUAAAACAACAUGAACGUAUACACAAAGGAGAGAAGCCUUACUCCUGCUCUGACUGUGGAAAGAGCUUCUCUUACCUGGGAUACUUAAAACAACAUGAACGUAUACACAAAGGAGAGAAGCCUUACUCCUGCUCUGACUGUGGAAAGAGUUUCUCUCGACCGUGCACCUUAAAAAGACAUGAACGUAUACACACAGAGAAGCCUUACUCCUGCUCUGAAUGUGGAAAAUGCUUCAAAAGAUCAACUGCACUAAAAAUUCAUCUGACAAAACACACAGGAGAGAAGCCUUACUCCUGCUCUGAAUGUGCAAAAUGCUUCAAAACAUCAACAUCGCAAAAAAUUCAUCAGAGAACACACACAGGAGAGAAGCCUUACUCCUGCUCUGAAUGUGCAAAAUGCUUCAAAACAUCAAAAUCACAAAAAAUUCACCAGAGAACACACACAGGAGAGAAGCCUUACUCCUGCUCUGACUGUGGAAAUAGGUUCUCUCUAAUGGGUACCUUAAAACAACAUGAACGUAUACACACAGGAGAGAAGCCUUACUCCUGCUCUGAAUGUGGAAAAUGCUUCAAAACAUCAACAUCACUAAAACGUCACCAGAGAACACACACAGGAGAGAAGCCUUACUCCUGCUCUGACUGUGGAAAAUGCUUCAAAACAUCAACAUCACUAAAAAUUCAUCAGAGAACACACACAGGAGAGAAGCCUUACUCCUGUUCUGAAUGUGGAAAAUGCUUCAAAACAUCAACAUCACAAAAAAUUCAUCAGAGAACACACACAGGAGAGAAGCCUUACUCCUGCUCUGAAUGUGGGGCGAGUUUCUCUUCACUGGUCCACUUAAAAAAACAUGAACAUAUACACAAAGGAGAGAAGCCUUACUCCUGCUCUGAAUGUGGGGCGAGUUUCUCUUCACUGGUCCACUUAAAAAAACAUGAACGUAUACACACAGAGAAGCCUUACUCCUGCUCUGAAUGUGGAAAAUGCUUCAAAAGAUCAACUGCGGUAAAAAUUCAUCAGAGAACACACACAGGAGAGAAGCCUUACUCCUGCUCUGAAUGUGCAAAAUGCUUCAAAGCAUCAACAUCACUAAAAAUUCAUCAGAGAACACACACAGGAGAGAAGCCUUACUCCUGCUCUGACUGUGGAAAGAGAUUCUCUUACCUGGGAUACUUAAAACAACAUGAACGUAUACACAAAGGAGAGAAGCCUUACUCCUGCUCUGACUGUGGAAAGAGUUUCUCUCGACCGUGCACCUUAAAAAGACAUGAACGUAUACACACAGAGAAGCCUUACUCCUGCUCUGAAUGUGGAAAAUGCUUCAAAAGAUCAACUGCACUAAAAAUUCAUCAGACAAAACACACAGGAGAGAAGCCUUACUCCUGCUCUGAAUGUGAAAAAUGCUUCAAAACAUCAACAUCACUAAAAAUUCAUCAGAGAACACACACAGGAGAGAAGCCUUACUCCUGCUCUGAAUGUGGAAAAAGCUUCAAAAGAUCAACAUCACUAAAACGUCACCAGAGAACACACACAGGAGAGAAGCCUUACUCCUGCUCUGACUGUGGAAAUAGGUUCUCUCUAAUGGGUACCUUAAAACAACAUGAACGUAUACACACAGGAGAGAAGCCUUACUCAUGUUCUGAAUGUGGAAAAUGCUUCAAAACAUAAACAUCACUAAAAAUUCAUCAGAGAACACACACAGGAGAGAAGCCUUACUACUGCUCUGAAUGUGGGGCGAGUUUCUCUACACUGGGCCACUUAAAAAAACAUGAACAUAUACACAAACGAGAGAAGCCUUACCCCUGCUCUGACUGUGGAAAGAGAUUCUCUCACCUGGGAUACUUAAUAAGCCAUGAAUGUAUACACAAAAGAAAGAAGCCUUACUCCUUUUCUGACUGUGGGGCAAGAUUCUCUCGUCCGGACACCUUAAAAUGACCUGAACAUGUACACACAGGAGAGAAGCGUUACUCCUGCUCUGUGUUUCUCUUGAAUGUGCCAUUUCAAAAGACACCAAGGGAAACAUGAGUGGAGCCUUACCACUGAUUUGACUGUAGGAAAUGUUAAAACACCAGCUGAGCUUAAAGGUCAUUAGAGAAAAGACAAAGGAGAGAAGCCUUACUUCUGCUCUCAAUGUGGCAAGAGUUUUUCCCAAUUGGGAAAACACACCAACGGCUACACACUUGAGAGAAGCCUUAUCACUGCACUGACUGUGGGAAGAGAUUCUACAGAUUGGGCCAAUUAAAAAGACACCAAUGUACACAUAAAGGAGAGAAACCUCAUCAGUUUUCUCAGACCAGCUAAGAAUAGACACUCCACUUAAUUAUCAUGUCAUUAAAUAAUUGGCAACGUUGAAUUGGAUCAAAUGAAGAAAGUGUAGAACACUAUUGUAAUCCUAUAGUUUCUCACUGUGAGAGAACAAUGCAGAGGAAAGGGAGUGUUAUAGAAUGUUAGCCUCUCUUUACUGAUCAGUGUGCACCUUGUCAGUUUUGUUGUGUUUUGUUAGCUUCUACUGUAAAGAUAUUGAGAUUACCUUGAAU
Molecule: messenger RNA, 3025 nt
Organism: Oncorhynchus kisutch (coho salmon)
Lineage: Eukaryota; Metazoa; Chordata; Actinopteri; Salmoniformes; Salmonidae
Product: zinc finger protein 845-like
Exons: 2
Coding region: 105-2156 (683 amino acids)
Biological process (GO): regulation of DNA-templated transcription
Molecular function (GO): RNA polymerase II cis-regulatory region sequence-specific DNA binding; DNA-binding transcription factor activity, RNA polymerase II-specific
Source: RefSeq, a predicted model, not a curated record